AUGUCCACUGCCGCGCGUGCGGCGACCUUGCGGUCCCAAGUCGCGGUCCUCAAGUCAGGAUCUCGGGCAAUGUCAUACUCGGCUUUGCCUACGCAGACAUUGAAGACUUCCAUGCAAGGUCAAAGAACCCUUCAGCAGACCCGUUCUCCUGUAUCCCAACUGGUCUCGCCAUUCGCCGCCCUUCCCUUGACCAGAUCUUUCCACGUCGCCACCCCUCUCUUCCAGCAACAGCAGCAGAAGCAGCAGAAGGACGAGAAGAAGCAAGGAGAAGAACCCAAGUCGGAGCAAGAGGGUGAGGAAUCCAAGGAUGAGAACAAGGAAAAGAAGGAGGAUGCUCCUCCACCGCCACCUCACGGCGACAAGUCCCCCUGGCAAGUGUUCCGCGAAACUCUGCAGACCGAGUUCAAGGCAUCCAAGGAGUGGGAGGAAUCUACCAAGGCUCUGGCUUCUUCUGCCCAUGAGUUCAGUGAGAACGAGAGGAUCAAGCGUGCUCGUGCCGCCUACGAGGCUGCGUCCGGCGCCGCCGGUACCCGCACUUCCGCCGCCCUCAAGUCGACUGGUCAGGUCAUUGGAAAGAGUGCUUCGUGGACUUGGAACACUACUGCCGUCAAGGGUCUUCGCAAGGGUGUCAGCGCCACUGGAGAGGGUCUGGAGAAGGCCACGAGACCUGUUCGUGAAACCGAGGCGUACAAGAGCGUCAAGGAUGCCAUUGAUGAUGGCAGCAGCUCCCGUUAUGGUGGAUGGACGGAGAAGGAGGAGCGCCGUAUGCAGCGCCAACGUCGCGAGCAGCAGGAGCUGAAGUCCGGCAAGCGUAAGAUGGAGCAGGCCGUUGAGGACCCCAACGCCGGUACCCACGUUACUCUGCACAAGGACGCCGCCUGGAAGGAGUCAUGGCGCGACUUCAAGGAUUCCAACCCGAUGAUGCAGAAGCUGUUCACCUUCCGCGACGUUUACGAGGAAUCCGAGAACCCCCUCAUCAGCACAGCCCGCAGCAUCACCGAUAAGAUUGGAGGCUUCUUUGCCGAGAACGAGACUGCUCAAGUCAUCAAGCGAUUCCGUGAGAUUGAUCCCAACUUCAAGAUGGAGGAGUUCCAGCGCGAGCUGCGCGAAUACAUUCUUCCCGAGGUUCUGGACGCCUAUGUCAAGGGUGAUGUCGAGACUCUGAAGCUCUGGCUUUCCGAUGCUCAAUUCUCCGUCUACGCUGCCCUCGCCAAGCAAUACACCACCGCUGGUCUGAAAUCCGACGGCCGCAUCCUGGAUGUUCGUGGUGUUGAUAUCUCUCACGCCCGUAUCCUGGAUCCCGGUGAAAUCCCCGUUUUCGUUGUCACCUGCCGUGCCCAGGAGAUCCACGUCUACAAGAAUGUCAAGACUGGCAAGCUCGCUGCCGGCAUGGAGGACAAGGUCCAACUGGUCACCUACGCUAUCGGCAUGACCCGUAUCCCCGAAGAGGUCAGCAACCCCGAGACUCGCGGCUGGAGACUGAUCGAGCUGCAGAAGGCUGCUCGUGACUACAUCUAA
Molecule: messenger RNA, 1518 nt
Organism: Penicillium waksmanii
Lineage: Eukaryota; Fungi; Ascomycota; Eurotiomycetes; Eurotiales; Aspergillaceae
Gene: tim44
Product: protein translocase subunit TIM44
Exons: 2
Coding region: 1-1518 (505 amino acids)
Biological process (GO): protein import into mitochondrial matrix
Cellular component (GO): mitochondrial inner membrane
Molecular function (GO): protein-folding chaperone binding
Source: RefSeq, a predicted model, not a curated record